This is a messenger RNA of Paramuricea clavata, 492 nucleotides long. NCBI's taxonomy places the organism in Eukaryota, Metazoa, Cnidaria, Anthozoa, Malacalcyonacea, Plexauridae. The record is from the annotation of a GenBank genome assembly.
CUACUCGUCUCCAAAGCAGAAAACGAAGACGAAUUAAAAACCUCGCUGCUAGUUUGGAGAAAUACCCCCCGAUGCGACGGCUUCAGUCCCGCCCAGAUGUUCCUGGGAAGAAUCCAAAGAAGCGGAAUUCCUCAGUUACCGUCGAGACUCUCCCAAAAGACGAAUUUGACAAUAGCUGAAACAAGUAGAAACAGAACACGUGACUUGAAGGAAACCGAAUCGAAAAGAAGAUCAACGUUUCACUAUUUUCGAAAAGGUGACAAAGUUAUCUACCAAUCCCCCGUUUCGCGAAAGUGGGAAGCGAAAGGCAUCGUCCUGGCGACUGAUAACGACGGAAAGACGGUCACGGCAAAGAUGGACCACGGAACAACAAUAACACGAAACAGAAAACUUUUCAGACCGAAUUACCUAACGAGCACGAGAACAAACCACGACGAAAUAAUAAGGACGCAAAUUUUUCGAUCGCAACGCAGACUGCGAUCUGGAAGGGAG